Umbelopsis ramanniana AG is the source of this 1716-nucleotide messenger RNA. RefSeq lists its product as uncharacterized. Gene Ontology annotation, biological process: ubiquitin-dependent endocytosis. Gene Ontology annotation, molecular function: ubiquitin protein ligase binding; protein-macromolecule adaptor activity. The transcript has a single exon. Bases 228 to 1568 code for a protein of 446 amino acids. NCBI's taxonomy places the organism in Eukaryota, Fungi, Mucoromycota, Umbelopsidomycetes, Umbelopsidales, Umbelopsidaceae. Gene Ontology annotation, cellular component: cytosol; plasma membrane; cytoplasm. The record is from RefSeq and is a predicted model, not a curated record.
GCAUGUUUCAACCUGUUUCAAAGACUGCCGCAGUUCAAAAGUGGUUUGCCCUAGGAAUUCGUCACCGUCGGUUAUCAAGGGCUGAUCCGAGAGCGAUUUAGACCCCGACUCAACCCUUCUUUUUUUUUAUAUCACCGGCUGAUCCAAAUCUGGCAGAGCCUAUAAAUUGGCUGCCUUGACGUCCAUUGUUUUUCAUCUUUCUUUCACAUCCGUUUCUCUUUCUCACAAUGCCUUCUCGAAGCAGAGACGAUUUGACAGCAACGAUCGAUAUAGACCCUUCCUUCACUGGAAUCAUCUACGGGUAUGCCGAUGAUGAAGCAGAAGGAUGUGUUGUCAAAGGCGCGUGCACAUUGCAUGUUGUCAAACCUUGCAAAAUUCGACGUCUUUUCGUCAGCUUGGACGGAAAACUCAAAGUCAACAUUAAGGCUCCUGUUUCCAUUUCUCCAGCUUCAGAAGGUGUGGAAACUCGCACGCUUAUUUCCAAACAUAAACACUAUCAUGGCGAAGAUGGUCAAAUGGAAAUUCUGCAGCCUGGCGAUCACGUUUAUCCUUUUGAGUUUGAACUGCCAUCCACCCUGCCAGCCACCUUCCACAGCAAGCAUGGUCACAUCAGUUACCGUAUUCGAUUAUGUAUCCACCGACCCAUGUUCAGCAACGACAUCACCGCCAAAAAGGAAAUCGUGCUUCGACGGUGUUUAAUGGACGAAUGGUCAUCAGGCACCAGUGCGAAUGAAAAAGUUGAAGGCGUUUUUGAACAGUUGAUGCACUAUAAAGCCAGUGCCCCCGGCAUGACCUAUAGAGAAGGAGGACUUGUCAAGCUCAAUCUCAAUUUUGAUUUGUUACAUCCAUACACCUCAUCCAUUCGAGAAAUAUCCUGUGCCCUACAAGAAACCAUUCAAUAUCGCACCACUGGCAUCCAGGCCGUGAAUGCUCAUUCAUCCAGCAAACUUGACGUUCAAUUCCCACUUGGGUGCAGUACCUUCUACCCAUCUAAGGCUUCUGAUUAUGAUCCUAGUGAAACGCAUGACUACAAUGCAGUGUUUCGGGUGUGGCCAAGAGUGCAUGCAGAUACAAAUACAAAGUUGCUCAAGGUUUCACACAAGCUGGUCAUCAAUGUGAGCGUUGAAGAUCGCUCAAAUAAGGUAACUUACUCGGAAGGCAAGCCAAGAUCCAAGUCGGCUCCAACUACACCUGCAUGCUCAGAUAAUGAAGAAGACGAUGAAGAGGACCCAGUACGAAGCUCAUCAUCCAGUAUUCGAAGUAAUUCUUCCUCCACCUCAUCUUCCUCCAUCGCUUUACCCAUGAACCUACCACGGCCCAAGCCCUUCCGAUCAAGGUCCAGCGUGCAAUUGAGCGCAUAUCCUGUGAGGAAUUGCAAAUUGGAGAUACCUCUCGUCGUCACGUCAAGAGAACAUGUUUGGGAAGGUGAAAUGCCUACACCACCCGCAUAUGAAACGCAAGAAGGCCCCCCCUCCUACUUCAAUACCGUCGUAGCCCUACCACCCGUACCCGAUUAUGACAACAGCCAAGCCACUGAGCCUCAAGCUGCCACAGCCUCUGCCUAUUAACCAAUUGCAUUGCCCUCUAUACCUCAUGUAAUUACACUGCAACUCCCAUGCAUUUUUUUUUCUACAUUCUCUAUUUUAAAUCAUGCCUAAACCAAGACUCAUUUCAUGCUCUUCAAUGUACAUAUCAAAACAAAAAUAAACUAAGACG